AUGAUCAUGACACCUGAUGAUAUUCAAGGUGAUUAUACAUGUAAGAUUCAAGUGAAAGAUUAUCGUUAUAAUGGUAAAAAAGUCGAGUAUCAAGUGGUCGUCCAACUUUCUUUCUAUUCCUCACGUGUUCAUACUACUGGUCGUACAAGUUGGCACAUUUGGCGUACAUUUUCAGCAUUUCGUAAAUUGGACGAUCAAUUACGUAAACGUACAUCUUCCUUACUUAAAGGUGUGAAAUUUCCACCACGUUAUCGUCGUCGUACAUUAUUUCGAAUUGUUCAAAGUCGUGAAUUUCUCGAAUCUCGAACUCAAGAAUUGGAUACAUAUAUGCAUGUGAUUACAUCAAAAGCACAAUUAGUAGCAUUUCAUAUGACAGCAGUAAGUAGUCAAACGUUAAAAACAUUUGUGGCUUUUCAUUCGGGAUUUGGUUCAAAUGCUGAAUAUGAACAACAACAUGUUCAUCUUCGACCUUCAUCCUCCAUUUUAGCAUCACCAACAAUUGUACAAACUACAUCAAGUGUUUUAAGUGAUGAAGAUGAUGAUUUUCGUUCCGUUUCAAGUCUUUCAACUGUUUCAUCAUUUACAUCAAAUGUUAGUGAAUAUCGUUGGUCGGGAACCGGUUUUUUAGGAACUCAACAUUUUGUACGACAAAGUGUACCACAAAGUGUUGUACGUACAUCUUUGACUGUACCACGUGAUUCAAUGAUUGGAUCAAAUCGAGGAAGUUGGUUUUCAGCUUCUUUAAAAGUAGGAAAUACUUCAUCAAUUGAUCCAAAACUUGAUCUACAACGUGCUAAAAUGGAAGAUCGUUUACUUCAAUUGGGUCUUGUAGGUGUUGGAAUGCCACCCGAUGGAUCCUGUUUAUUACAUUGUUUGGUUUAUGAAAUGUAUCCGUUACAAUGUCUACAAGAUUAUCCAGCAAAUAUGACAAUUGUUAAUGUUGGUGCAGUUGAUGGAAUGGCACCACGACGAAUUGCAGCCGCACAAUAUUUACGUCAACAAUUAAUGAAUUAUGCCUUAAAUUAUUCCAAAGAAUUGGCACAGUUUCUUUUACAAGAUGAAAAGGAAGUACGUGAACGAUUCGAAACCUUUCGAGAUACAUGUGAUGAACAAGCAACAAUUACGGAAUUAUAUGCUGCUGCAAGUAUGUUCAAUUUAGAAAUUCGAUUGAUUUCAAAUGAUGAAAGUUUUCAAAUUGAUCCUGUUGUUCCAAUUUCUGGAUUACCAACAAGACGUGAUGGAUCAUUUCGUACGGUUACUUUUGGAUAUUUAAUUCCAUCAAAUGGAUUACCUGGUCAUUAUAUUUGUACACGAGAACAUCGUCUUGGCUCAUCAAAUAGUUUUGCAGGUGGAAGUUAUCGUGGAUCAAUCAAAAUUGGUCCACCAAAAUCCAUCAAAUGUCCUGAUUCUCGUCGUUUUGAACGAAUUUCGGAACAACGAAUGGAAUAA
Messenger RNA from Plasmopara halstedii, 1449 nucleotides. RefSeq lists its product as hypothetical. The record is from RefSeq and is a predicted model, not a curated record. The transcript has a single exon. Bases 1 to 1449 code for a protein of 482 amino acids. Lineage: Eukaryota; Oomycota; Peronosporomycetes; Peronosporales; Peronosporaceae. Gene Ontology annotation, molecular function: phosphatidylinositol binding.